GUCACACUGAGCGCGACCAAAAUAAAUAAAUAUUAGGCAAACAAAAGAACGAAAUUUCCUUAAAAAAAAGGAAACUUUUGAUAAACGUUAAGUGUUUGCCCCCACACAGCCAUAGCCUGUUGGAAUGUUUUGCUGCCUACGCACGUGCCUCAAUGGCGGACAACUGAGGAAACCAAUGACAGCUGCCAGUCGACUGCGGGAGCCCGACGUGCACUUGGAUGCGGCACAUAUGGGUCCCGAUGUCAUACUGCUCUCCCAUCAGCUGAGGGUCACAGGCACUGGCGGCGUUCUGGCCACAGCGCCGCUCGUCCAAUCCAAAUCCUACUUUGAGGUGAAAAUUCAGCAGAGCGGCAGCUGGUCCAUUGGCCUGGCCACACGCCAAACGGACUUGAGUCGCAAAAAUGGUGGCGCUGAUCGGGAGUCCUGGUGCCUGUGCUCCGACAAUGCCACACGGCACAACGAUGAGGAAUUUCGACCCGUGGUGGCUGCCUGCACGACACAGCCGCCAACGGGUGGCAUCACCAAGACCAGCGUAAAUGGCAUUCUAAACAACAGUGCAGCCGCUGCAGCUGGUCUCAUUUCCAUUGAGGAUCUGCAGCAGGAGGACUUGCUAAUGACCACGGGCGUGGAGGCGCCACCAAAUGUGAGCAUUGGUGGGGCAACAUUGAUCGGUGCGCCACAGCGUGACUUUCCCGACGAGGGCGACAUUGUGGGCGUCGCAUUUGAUCAUGUCGAACUGAAUUUCUAUUUCAAUGGCAAAAACCUCGAAGUGCCAUUCCGAAAUGUGCGCGGAUCGGCGCUGUUUCCUGUCAUUUAUGUGGGCAACGGCGCCAUUUUGGACAUCGUUUUGGAUAACUUUACGCAUGGUCCACCGCCUGGCUUUGAGCGCAUUCUGCUGGAGCAGUCGCUACUUUAGAUAGUCGCGUGGAAAACAAAUUAAUAACCAAAAUGACAGCUAGUUAAAGUGCAUUUCAGAACUAUAGGAUAGGUGGAGCGGAAGAGCGAGUUAGAAAGUGAAAGUUGAGCAUGGAAGAUGAGCCUUUGAGCGCCUUUAAAUGCCAUUUAAAUAGCCAUAUAAAUGAUGCAGCUUGAGUUGAAUUUUAGCGCCGAACUGGUGCAAGAUUUGGCAAUAAUUUGGAAUGUUAAGCAAAGAGCAAAGGUUGAACUUUUAGUAGAACUUUCAAAGUGUACAAGUUUUCGAAUUUCGUUAGAAUUUCAACCGUGUAAAUGUAGCUUUUUGGUGUGAGGCAGCUGCAAGAGCAGAAUUUUAGGCAUUAGCUCUAAAAACGAGCUAUUCUUUGGCAUUUUGUGCUCUUAUCAUUCCCUUUUUUAAUGCAAAAAAGUGUUCCACUUGUUCUAUUUACUUUCCAUAACCAUGUUAGAGGCCUGCAGCUAUCAAUUUAGGCCGAGUUCCACUUGUAUUACCACUCUAUUUACAACUAUCUGUAAUCCCAUAGCUAUCUAUCUGUCAGCACCUAUCUACAUCUAUCUCUAACUAUCUAUCCACACCUAUCUAUCUUUAUCUAUUGCAUGGCACAUUGAUUAGACAUUCAUAUCUAGUCCAUAAAUGCCAAGUGCAUGUCCAAGUUAACCCAAAAAUACUUGCAGUUUGUCAGAAAACUGUUUCUAGUCCCUAAAGAAAUAUUUUAAGCAGCAACUUUGCAGCUUAAACGAAUCACAAAUGUUCCAUGUUUUAGCUUAAGCUUUAAUAUACCCCACAAAUCGAUCAAUUCUAUACUUAAAACUACUUAAAACUUACAAUAAUUCCAUGUUGAAGCGUUUAAUUUGCUGAAAAUUUCAGCUACAAUUUGAACAUGCCUAAAAAUUAUACCCCAAACAGCUGCCAGCCUUCCUGUAGCAUAUUUUCCUUAGGUAAAAGCAUUUGAAAUUCCCCUCCUCUGUCUAUCUUAUAGUUCUGAAAAUCACACGCCAUUCCUAACCAACUUCAAGUGUAUAAAAUGUGCAGCGUAAAACCCUUCUAGUCCUCGAACAAACAACCCAAACAAAGGAACAAAAGAAAUCUACUUAAAAAAUAGGGAGAAAAGAAAUCUAUUUAAAAAAAGAGAACAAAAGAAAUCUACUUAAAAAAUGAUUGUAUUAUUAUUUGUAAUUUGUGUUUUGUAAAUUAUUUAUGUACCGCGAUGACUGCUUUGUAUUAUACACACACACAUACAACUAUAUGUAACGAUAUAUAUAAAUAUUUAUUCCUUUAUUGGGAGCUCUCUAAACUCUCUUAAAGUUUCAACACAUUCCAAAUGGUCCAAUUGCUGGCUCCCAACCCACUCUCUCUCUCUCUGUCUUACUUAAUCGAGCACGGAAAUACCUAACUAACUUUAAGUACUAAAUCUAUAAUCUAUGAUCUAUAACUAAAAAUGAUAUCUAAAUGUAUUCAACGCUUUGAAAGAACAAAAAAAAAAGGAAAACUGAUUAAUCCGCGCGCGGACAAUAAAUCGAUGUUACGUA
Messenger RNA from Drosophila subobscura, 2463 nucleotides. Its product is annotated as SPRY domain-containing protein 7. The coding region runs from base 125 to 916 and encodes 263 amino acids. The record is from RefSeq and is a predicted model, not a curated record. Gene Ontology annotation, molecular function: protein binding. The transcript has 3 exons. NCBI's taxonomy places the organism in Eukaryota, Metazoa, Arthropoda, Insecta, Diptera, Drosophilidae.